Sphaerulina musiva SO2202 is the source of this 1235-nucleotide messenger RNA. RefSeq lists its product as uncharacterized. The record is from RefSeq and is a predicted model, not a curated record. NCBI's taxonomy places the organism in Eukaryota, Fungi, Ascomycota, Dothideomycetes, Mycosphaerellales, Mycosphaerellaceae. The coding region runs from base 34 to 1074 and encodes 346 amino acids. The transcript is spliced from 2 exons.
CAAUGUCAGGCAUUGCUCGGCCGUAGCGUCAAGAUGAUGGACCUGGGAUCGUGGAGCGACUUCGCCUUGCGGACUUUGGUGGCCAUCAGCCCAUCGCCUCAGUGGGCGCAUCGACAAGUAGAGCCAUAUCUGGGCCUACCGUUUGGUCCAUAUCUCCGCGCAGUGCCCCCGACCCGACCGCGCAGGUUGACCGAGCCUCUAAGACCUGCCGAAGAUAGCUACUGGCAUAAAUUGCAGGUUUUCUCAUACCUGGAGGCUGAGCAGCGCACCGACGACCAACAAGACUCAAGCUUUCUCGCGAGAUUGCCCUAUGAUGUAAGAAUCAUCAUUUAUGAGAUGGUCCUCGGCGGCAAGGUGUUUCACUGCUCUGCACAGAAUCAGAAGAGUCCUAUCAACCACUACGUGUGUAACCGCCCUGAUCGUAUCGAUGCCGAAGGUGCUCGGCACAAAUGCUCAAAUGAUGUAUAUCGACAGCCUUCGCCAGCAGGCGAUGAUGGAGCGCGUUCCCAUACUGGGCUGCUGGCUCUGCUUUUGACCUGCCGCAAGAUCUACUCAGAGGCUAUUGGAACACUGUAUAGCAGCAAUACAUUCGUGUUCAGUCAAAACUUCGCGGCAUUCAGCUUCCUGAAAUGCAUGAUUCCCAGAGGACGACUAUCGUGCAUCCGCAGUUUUCGCUUACAUCUGCGCAUCCCGCGGCACCCAGACUUGAACAGCAGAACACACCAAGACUGGGUCCAGCUCUGGCACUUCUUUGGCUCGGAGAUGACGGGCCUCCAGGUGUUGCACCUUGAGUUGCAGAUGUUACAACCCACGGAGGCCCAAAUCGAAGCAAUGGACGACCAUGAGGCAGGGAGCUGGAUCGAGCCCAUGGUCACAAUGGCGCUCGAUGCACACCAUGAACGUGGCUGCAGAGUCGAGAUCGAAACCCGUGGCGUGAGACACAUUCCCGCUCAAAUAUAUCUGCAAGCUCAGCAAGAAAAUCCUGGUCUUGACCAUGCAGAAAUCCUGUGCCGUAGCUGCGCAACACUGCACGAGCACAUCAGAUUUUCUCUUGGACGAAGGCCGGAAGAUUGAGCAAACGGAAAUGCCGUUCGAACCCAGACUACCUAUCCUGCCUUCUGACUUCGGCCACAGCCUUCACAAUCAUGAGAGCAUCUCUUGAAUACAUCUAGCACCACCAUUGCACGACGACAAGGGCAUUACGUUAUCAUUGUGACUCUUGAGGUAGAAGGGAC